GAGGAGAAUAUCGGCAGGAAGGAAAACAAGGUAUGGGAUCACCACUAGCUUGUUACUGCUGAUGAACCCCACAUCUAGGGCAGUAUUGAUACAUCAAACCAAAAAGCAGCUGCCCUAUGGGUCAGGAGCAGUCUUUUGACUGGUCUCACCAAGGCUUGUAUACCUGAAAGGAGGCUGGUAUCCACUGGAGCCACUUCAAAACUGGUUAUCUGGGCAAAGCCAGGAUUGACUUUAGGAGCUGGGUCCAACCAGCAGAGAAGAAACUGGGACAGUGUUAGAAGACUGGAAAAGAAAAGAAAGAAAGAAGACUGGAAAAGAAGACAUGCAGCAGAUCGUGGUAUCAGAUGAGAGUCCAGGAUCACCAAAUCACCUUUGCAUCCCUGAUAGCAUGUUCCUACAGGAAAGAGCUCUACCAUUUCCUCAGUGCCCUGCCUUAGCCAGAGAUGGAAGCCAAGGAAACCUGCCAGGAGCAAAACAUACAGUGAUGAGCCAGCCUCAGGAGUCAGUGACAUUUGAGGAUGUAGCUGUGAACUUCAGUCAUGAGGAGUGGCAGUGUCUGACCCACGCUCAAAGGCACCUCUAUAAAGAUGUGAUGUUGGAAAAUUAUGGGAACAUGGUGUCACUCGGAUUUUCAUUUUCUAAACCUCCUUUGAUCUCCUGUCUGGAGCAAGGUGCAGAGUCCUAUGUUCAGGAUCAACAGGACUGGGAGUUCCUGAGCUGCUCCUAUCCAGUAUCAGCUGCCAAGACAUUGCCUGAGAGUGAGAAGGCAAGAUCAGAAGAGGAGGUUUUUGAAAAUGGAGAAGUAUGCUGGGUGAAAUUUAAAAGUCUCCUAAAAGUUGUUUCCCAGGAUCCAGAGGCUGGAGAAGUUUGUGUACAAGAUGUCAAAUUAGAGAAUCAAUGGGAAAUGCCUAUGAGGGAGAAACGGAGAGAAGAGAAAGAAAGCUGUGAGAAAGUGACUUUCAGGAAAGGAAAGAACCAGAAGGGACUUAUAAAACACUUCAGUCCAAACUCAGAAUGUAUUCUGUAUGGAAUUCUUACGGAAAAGAAACAGCAUGAGUGUACCCGAUGUGGCAAAAACUUCAGUUGGCAUUCUGACUUAAUUCUCCAUGAGCGAAUUCACUCUGGCGAGAAACCCUAUGUGUGUAAUGAGUGUGGGAAAGCAUUCAAGACCAAAAAUCAACUUUUCAUGCACCAGAUAAUCCACACAGGGGAGAAACCCUUUAACUGUACCCAGUGUGGGAAGGCCUUCAGUAGUAGAUCCGCUCUUUGCCGACAUAAAAAGACCCACAGUGGGGAGAAGCCACACCCGUGCAGUGACUGUGGGAAGGCCUUCAAGACCAGGUACUGUCUCAGGAUGCAUCAGAUCAUCCACACAGGAGAGAAGCCUUACGAAUGUAGUGACUGUGGGAAGGCCUUUCAGUUUAAGCAUUCCCUCAUCAUCCACAGCAGGAGCCACACUGGGGAGAAACCCUAUGCAUGUGAGGAGUGCGGGAAGGCUUUCAGCGGGAGCUCAGACCUCAUCAAACACACAAGAGUCCACACUGGGGAGCGACCUUAUGAGUGCAAUGAGUGUGGGAGGGCCUUCAGCUGGAGCUCAGACCUAAGCAAACACAGAAGACUCCACACUCAGGAGAAACACUGUGGGUGCCCUCGGUGUGGAAAAGCCUUCAGCAACGAAGCAGAGCUCACCAAACAUAGAAGAAUCCACACCAAAGAGAAGCCUUACAAGUGUAAGGAGUGUGGGAAAGCCUUUCAUCAUAACUGUAAAUGCCGGGCUCAUGAACGAGGACACACUGGGGAUAAGCCCCAUCGAUGUGGGGAUUGUGGGAAAACUUUCCAAGAUCAACACUGUCUUACCAUCCAUCAAAGAAUCCACACUGGAGAGAAACCUUAUAAAUGCUCAGAGUGUGGCCGAGCUUUCAGUGGGAAAUCAAACUUGACCAAUCAUCAAAGAAUCCACACUGGAGAGAAACCUUACAGGUGUGAGGUGUGUGGAAAGGUCUUUCAUCAGAGCUCAGUCCUGAGACAGCAUGAAAGAAUCCACACGGGUGAGAAGCCAUUUACCUGCCAUGAGUGUGGCACGUCUUUCCGUCAGAGCUCAGCCCUGAUUGGACACAAGCGAGUUCAUACUGGAGAGAAACCUUAUGUAUGUGAGGAGUGUGGAAAAGCUUUCAGAGUGAGCUCAAAUCUUACUAGACAUAAGAAAAGGAAACACAGAGUGUGGGAAACCCACAAACUUGGAGAGAGUGGGAAAUCUCCCUCUCCAGUAACUGGUUCUCAGACCUUUUCAUUCAUCAAUAUUUUGACCACCAACACCUGAGAGUAGUGAUUCUGGUGUUUACACUUUUCUCAUUUCUCCUUCUACUUCUUAUACUGAUCCCUCUUGUCUCCUGUGUUGGUUCUUCCUGGUUCUCUGACCCCUCUAAUUGUGAGAUCUCCCAAGCCUUUGUCCUUGACCUUCCCAUUUAGUGUUUCUUCGGUGAGCAUUCACUUCCAAGGUUUUGUCUCUCAAUAAUAGUACUGUAAUACUACAUACUAGUGUCCUACACAUGCCAGGCACUAUCCUUUACAGUUUUAAAUCAUUUAAUCAUACAGUGUCCCUGUGGGAUGAGGAAAUUGAGGUAUAAAAAAAUUAAGAAACCUGUCACAGAUCCUGUAACUGGUAAAUUCUAAACAAAUGCCUGCUGAAUGCUCAGACUUCUCUGAGCAAUUUCUGUAAUCCUAUACCACAUUUCUUGAAUGUGAGGCUAUACCUCAGUUUAGCACAGAACAUGUUUUUGAUUAAUAAACAUUAAUCACUUUUAGUAAGUUUUUUUUAUAUUUUUUGGCCACAGUUCUCAGUCCCCUGACCAAGAACCAACCCCGUUCCCCUAAGUGAAAGUAAGGAGUCUUGACUGGAUCACUAGGGAAGUUCCAGCAAAUUUUAAAUUAAAACUUAAAUGGUACUCUUCUAUAUAGAUUCAGAAUUUCUGAGAUUCAGCAGAGAAGGAAGACAAGGCAAUGGCAGAUUUUUUUAAUUACAAAUAAGUAGAAGUCAAGUGUGAGCUUCCUAGGUGUCGCAGUGGUAAAGAAUCCACCUGCCAAUGCAGGAGAUGCAAGAGAUGCAGGUUCAGUUCCUGGGUCAGGGAGAUCCCUUGGAGCACAACAUGGCAACCCACUCCAGUAUUCUUGCUUGGAAAAUUCCAUUGACAGAGGAGCCUGGUAGACUACUGUCCAUGGGGUUGCAAAGAGUUGGAUGUGACUGAGUACACACAGAGAAAUCAAGUGUACACAGCUCAAGUGGAAGUUUACGUAUGGAAGGAGCAUGAAGCCUGUCCCACUUUGUUAUAAAUGUACUAAAAGGUCUUCAGGGUGUUGAUUUCUUAAAUACUUGUUUUAUCUAUCUGCAUGACAUAUGAAAUAGUCUUUCACAAGGAUUAAUAAAUGUAUCU
Molecule: messenger RNA, 3431 nt
Organism: Capra hircus (goat)
Lineage: Eukaryota; Metazoa; Chordata; Mammalia; Artiodactyla; Bovidae
Gene: ZNF311
Product: zinc finger protein 311
Exons: 7
Coding region: 323-2320 (665 amino acids)
Biological process (GO): regulation of transcription by RNA polymerase II
Molecular function (GO): DNA-binding transcription factor activity; RNA polymerase II cis-regulatory region sequence-specific DNA binding
Source: RefSeq, a predicted model, not a curated record